AUGGAUACACAACGUUCUGGUAAAUCAGUUUCAUCAUUUGAUUUGGAACCAAAUCCAUUCGAACAAAGUUUCAGCACAACGUCUGUCCCAUCAGGACAAGCAUAUGUGAAGAAAGAGGAAAUACCUGAUAGUGCUACAUUUGCAUUAAAUAAUGUGCCGCCACAGAAUCAAUCCAUGGAGAGGACUAGCAAUCUAAGCAUAUCUGAUAUGACAGUUGCAACAUCAGCUAACCAGAAUAGUUCAUCAAAUAGUGCGACAACUCAAGAAGAAAAGAAGGGAUCACCUAUGCUGUUUAGUUCACAACGCCCACCAACAAUAACAAGUCCAGGUAUGCUCACGCCAGGUGGAUCCAAACGCCUUCCACCUUUACUUUUAUCACCAAACCAAAUGCAACAGGCAAAUUCAAAUCCAUCAGCUUUAUUAGCCCCACCUUCAGCGGGAUCAUUAUUGGCAACAACUAUGUCUCCCUUAAUAAGUCAAAACAAUAGAGGAUCUACCACAUCCACAGGAAAUGAAGCUCCUAACGACGUAACUAAUAGCAACACCACUAGUAGUAUAAAGCAUUCCAUGGAGGGUCAAUUAACUAGUUUUAUGUUUAAUUUACCAAAGACUGGCUUAACCCCCAAUGAAUCGAGCAUAAGGACAGGGUUGACGCCAGGAAUAAUGGGGCAAAAUUUUUCAUAUCCCAUAUUACCAUCAAUCUCACAGACUGGAUUAUCAUCAUCGGAAGGUACAACGGCCGCGUCAAAUCCCAAUAUUGCAUCUAAUGCAACUAAUGGAGGGGUAUUAACCCAAAAUACUAUCAAUGGCCCGUUUACACCGGGAAUCACUUCCAUCCUAGGGUUGAACCCUAAUGCUUCGCCUACAAGCACAACCAAUGCAAUUAAUAAUACAUCAAAUAAUGCUAUUACUUCUCAAGGACUCACACAGCACACAACCAAGACGACGACAACAGCGGCAACUGCAAACAAGAAAAGGAAAAGAAGUUACACAACUACAAAUACAAACAGUAGGAAAUCCUCGAUUAAAGAUUAUCCCACUUUCAACGAAAAAAGUGAAGACAUAAAUGAUAAUGAUAACACAAAUUAUGAUAAUGAAGAUGAGCAAGAUCGUAAGAGGAAAGAGUUCCUUGAAAGAAACCGUGUAGCAGCAUCUAAAUUCAGAAAACGUAAGAAGGAAUACAUUAAGAAAAUUGAGAAUGAUUUAAAUUUUUAUGAAGUAGAAUAUGCAGAUUAUACAAAGAUGAUGCAAAGAUUUGUUGGUGUUAUUCCUUCACAAGAUAAUAACAAUGCUUCAACGUAUAUGGAUCCCAAUUCAUUAAUUGGGGCACUGGAAAAAUCUGUUUCUACUAAUGAUGUACAGUCUUCAAUGGCCUUAAUUGCACAAAUGAAGAGAAUGCUAACUCAAACUAAAUUUUAUCAAAGAAAGGGAACUAAUCCGAAGGCACAUAAUGGAGAUGGGAUUGAUAAUGCUAACGGUACCAGUAAAAAUUCAAUAAGUUCUUUGGACGAGCAAUCAAGACGUACAUCUUUGAUACCAAAUUAUACAAAUCCUAAUUCGAAUUCAAGCAAUUUCCCAAGUUCUACUGCAGGCAUAGACACGAAUAAUACUAAUGUUGGUACUAAUGAUACUAGCAAUGGAACAGGAUACUCGUAG
Molecule: messenger RNA, 1656 nt
Organism: Naumovozyma castellii
Lineage: Eukaryota; Fungi; Ascomycota; Saccharomycetes; Saccharomycetales; Saccharomycetaceae
Gene: SKO1
Product: Sko1p
Exons: 1
Coding region: 1-1656 (551 amino acids)
Source: RefSeq, a predicted model, not a curated record